UAAAGCUAAACACGGCCCUAGUUGGAGGAUACGAGGUGCCGAUGUGCCAUAUAGAGCGGUUCUAAGCUCUAAAUAAUCAGAAAUAUGAAAAGCAAGCUCAGAAACGAUUCAUAGAUCAAGACUUCACACAAUAAUUUGAGUUCGCCUUACAGAAUCAAAGAAUGGCUUCGCCUUCAUCAGAUCCCAUGGAUGAUGGCAGCUUCAGAGCUCGAGUUCACAAGGUAUUCAGCUCGCUAUCUACGCCGCCGUCUUCGAAUUCGCCGGCGCUGCAGCCGCUGUGGUCUCUCACAGACGACGAAGUGGAGAAGAGAGAUUGGAAUCGAAGCAAAAAUAAACCAGGUAAAGAUGAUGACAGUACCAUCUGUUCGUCUUCGUUCGAUGGUAUGUUCAAACGAAAUCGCGAAGGCCUUCCUAAACGGUGUGUUGACACCGAUAAUCUCAGUGGAGAGGAAGACGGUGAAGGUGAAAAGAAAGGGUUCGGUUACAGCGAUGAUCUCAGUGGAGAGGAAGACGGUGAAGGUGAAAAGGAAGGGUUCGAUGAAGACAUCGAAGUUCUUAGUGGUGAGGAUGAUGGUGACGAUACAGAUGUUCUGGAAAUCAGAUCCUCCAUUGGUUUGGAUUCAACCCUAGAUAACGAGGAGGAAGAAGAUGAAUAUGACAGGAUUGCUGAGGGGGAGUGGAAUACCAAUCACUCCUUCUGUAAAGAUCCUCGUGCAGAUCAGAUUGCUGCUCAACUUAGGCUCAGGGAAGAUGAUGUAGAGGCAUCAAAACGCAAACCUAAAGUUUCUGAUGAUCAUUUUAAACCAAAACCAAUAUUGAAAACGAAGGAAAAUUCUGAGGCAAAGUCUGGAAAACGAGUCAGAUUUGAUCCAAGUUUUGUUGAUGACUUAGAUAAUGACCAACAAGAAAGACCAGUUGUGUCUGCAGAUGAAAGUCAACCCAAGGUUCCUGAUCAUCUCAUCAAUCUUUCAAAAUACACACGUUAUAGUUUGGAUUCGUGUGGUGAGAUUGAUGAUGUCUCCAACAGUCGAGCUUGUAUGUAUGUGCUUGAGGAGGUGAAAAAGUGGAAGCAAAAGAGCUCACCAACUGAAAUUGAUUCUCAUCAACCUGUUACCUUUGUUCCUAAGAAGAAGACUGCCAGUAUAAUAGCAAUGGAAGAUGAUGGUAAAGGCUAUUCUAAAGAAAGUGUGAACCGACCGAGCUUUCCAGUACACAUUGCGGCUUGGGAGGAACAAAAAAAUGAAAGUGAAACAACAGAAGAAGAUGGUGAUUUCGGAAUGGAUAUGACAGAAGACAGUGUUGUUCGUAAACCAGAUCGCCGUUACCGAAGCAAGUCAAGCAUGGAAGAUGACCUUGAUUAAAGAACUUCAUAAUGGGUUCUUAUAAUGUUAUGUGGUUAGAAAUGGAACUUACGUUCCACUCUGGAAUUGCAAAUCUUCCCUGUUUCUUUUCUUUUGCUCUUGUUUUAUUCUUUUGCGUGUGUUUGUUUUACUUUUGUGUUAAUACUAAUAUCGUGACAAAUGACUUCAUAAUUUGGAUGUGUGAGACUAUGAGAGGCCUAUGUUUUUUGGUGGACGUUAUUUAUACUCAGAAAAAUCUAAUAAGCGAUCACCAAAGAUGGUAUUUCUUAUAUUCAA
This is a messenger RNA of Cuscuta europaea, 1637 nucleotides long. Lineage: Eukaryota; Viridiplantae; Streptophyta; Magnoliopsida; Solanales; Convolvulaceae. The record is from the annotation of a GenBank genome assembly.